Molecule: messenger RNA, 1030 nt
Organism: Lathyrus oleraceus (garden pea)
Lineage: Eukaryota; Viridiplantae; Streptophyta; Magnoliopsida; Fabales; Fabaceae
Product: cysteine-rich repeat secretory protein 55
Exons: 1
Coding region: 118-891 (257 amino acids)
Source: RefSeq, a predicted model, not a curated record
UUAUAUAAAGUCAAACUUGUCUGCUGCUGAAUGAUUCCACAUUCCACUAUCUCUCACAUUCAUUUUCCUUCAUAAAAAGCACUAAAAUUAUGAAAUUUCACAAGUGAAAAGAAAACCAUGUAUCUAUUAUACAAAAUCAUUUUCUUAUCAAUUCUAUGCACUUCAAAUGCAAUCUCACAAGACCCUUUAGGAGAAUUCUGCAAUAAAGACACAAACAUUAGCAGUGGAGGAAAAUUAUCAACCAAUAUUGAUAAGUUAUUAUCUAACUUAGCUCUUAAAACUCCUUCCACUUUCUUUACUACUACAUCAUAUGGUAAUAACAAAGACAACGUGUAUGGCUUAGCUCAAUGCAGAGGAGAUAUCAACACACAAGACUGCACCAGUUGUAUCCAUGAUGCAACAAAGCAAAUCCGACAGCGUUGUCCGAACCAAGCCGACGCAAGGAUUUGGUAUGAUUAUUGUUUUUUAAGGUAUAGUAACAAGAAUUUCAUUGGUGAAGUUGAUACAUCUUUUGGUAUAUUUUAUUUUAACACUGAAAAUGUAACUGAUUCUGAGGUUUUUAAUAAAAAACUUGGAGCUUUAAUGGAUCAAGUUAGAGGAGAAGCUGUUAUGGUUAAAGGUAAAGGGCUUGGAAAGGGAAAAACUGUGUUGUCACCAUUUUUGACCGUUUAUGGUUUGGUUCAAUGUACAAGGGACUUGGAUGAGGUAUCUUGUGCUCAGUGUUUGGCUAUUGCGGUGAAUAAUUUUCAAACUUUUUGUAAUGAUCGUAAGGGUUGUAGAGUUUUGUAUAGUUCUUGUUAUGUUAGAUAUGAAUUGUACCCUUUUUUCUUCCCUCUUGAUUCAACUAAAAUAAGAGCUUCUAGUAUAGGGAAGGUUGUUGUUUUUCCUUAAAAUGGUCAAAUGUACUGUCAUGCUAAAGAAUAUAGCAUUUCUUGGUGCUCAAGUCAAGUGUAUUGAAUAUGAAUUUGUAUUUGAAAAUAAGACUUUGUUGUCAUUAAAAAUAAGGAAAAAGAAUGGUAGUUGAAGAUGA